AUGUCGUCAAUAAAAAUAAAUAAAGAUGAAAGUAAGCGGGUACAUAGGUGGAUAAAAAGUGCCAUUGGAACUCCUAAUAGGAGACAAUUUAAACAUAAAAAUAUCAUGUACCCGUAUUUUCGUAUGUAUAAAUCUCCAUAUAGAGCAAGAGAUUCAAGAACUAGACAAGCGUUUUGGCCAUGUGUAGAUAAAUAUCCUUGGCACACACAUCAGAAAAGAUGGGUAGAUAUAGAACAAUUGAAUUUAAAGUUUUUUUCUGAAUUUACAAAUAAAGAGCCAAGUAGAAAAAAUUUAUUUGAAACAUGUCAUACUUUACCAUUUAAUGGUAUUAACUGCCUUUUCUGGAAUCCAAUUUACCUGAACAGUCAUAAAUUUUUUUUAAAAAAAAAUAAAAAGGAUGAAAAUGAGGAAGAAGAUAAUAUGGAAGGAAAUGAUGAUGUAAAAGAAAAUACCAUCGAAGAAAAUGAUAAUAUAAAAGAAAAUACGAUCGACCAAUAUGUUAACAAUAAUAUGAAUAAUCACAAUGAUAUAAUAAAUCAAUAUAACGAAAAUAAAAAGGUCAUUAAAAUAAAUGAUUUUCACUAUAUUGUAGACAAAGAAGUUAAAAACAAUACCUAUUUUUACCUUAAAUAUAUCAAAUAUAGUAUGAGACCUUUUAGAGGUAAAUUAAUCGGAGAUAUAUAUCUUAAUCAAACAAAAAUCAGACAUAAUAUUUCAGCAAAAGGAUUUGUAAACGGUGAAUGGAAAUAUUCAUAUCCUCAUAUAAACAUAAAUAAAAAAAUUGAACAUAUAUCAUUAAAUAAUAAUUUAACAUCAAAUGAUAUAUAUAGUGAUAAUAUUAAUAAUUUAGUUAUCGUAGAUAAAUAUACAUAUAGACCUCCAUUACCAAAAUCUUAUAUUUUAAAGUGA
Messenger RNA from Plasmodium adleri (nom. inval.), 909 nucleotides. Its product is annotated as conserved Plasmodium protein, unknown function. The record is from RefSeq and is a predicted model, not a curated record. Lineage: Eukaryota; Apicomplexa; Aconoidasida; Haemosporida; Plasmodiidae. The transcript has a single exon. Bases 1 to 909 code for a protein of 302 amino acids.